ACCGCAGUCGGCGAACCCUAGCCGCCAGCGCCAACUCGCCGCGCCGCACUCCAUUCCAACCGCCGCCCCGCGCCGCACCGCACUCCAUCCCAACCGCCGCGCAGCAUCCAUCCCAACCGCCGCCCUCUCGCGAAGAUGGCCCAACCCGCGGGUUAUACACUGCCACCUCCUGUUCCCAUAGUUCAUCCUCCAACGAUGGAGCAACUUAUGCAUCGAGCUAAACUCGCUCCGGACAAGGAAGGAGGCGCUAAUAUCGGUCGAAUUUGGGUUUGUCCAGACUGCCGGACAGAAAAUCUUCCAAUUGACACCCUUCUCUUGAAAAUGCAUCCAUUGAGGUGUUCCGACCCGAUGUGUGGAACACGGAAUCCUACUGGACAUGUUUGGAGUAUGGUUACUGCUGUGCUUAAUGGGGUGAAGCUGGACAUGCAUAUACACAACCAAGGACCUUUUGGGACUUGUAGUGCUCAUGCAUUUGUUGCUGGCUUGGACUUUGCUAAAAGAAUUGGUGGGGCUAUUCACGGGCUAGUUUUGACUCACCCUUUGGAUGUGAAGGAUCUUCUACAGAAGUUCAACGUGGUUUAUAAUGAUCCUCUUGGUGCAGAAAAAGUAACUGUGCUAACACACUACCGGAUUCCUUGUCUCUUCAGCAUAGUGCACAUGCAAGGAAUUCAAUAUCUGAUGCCUCCCUGUCAGAAUCCUCUUAUUCCUGCCUCUACCCCACAAGUACUGAAGAUUAAGUCUGCUUUUGAGGUUAGUACGGCCGACAGUGAUUACAUUGUGCAUUUAUUGGCUGCGGGGAUUCCUCUAGUCACUGCGGCACCGCUUGGAAGAUGUUUCCGUUAUGUGUCUUCAGGGCAGAUUUAUGAUGCACCACCAGUUGUUUGCUCCCAUGCUAUCUUGCUUAUUGGAUUUGGAGUAGCGAACUGGCCAGGUGAUGAUGGAGGGAACCCAGCGCUAGCGGGUUGGCCUGAGGAUAAAAGUGGAAAUAAGCUUCCUCGGGUAUUUUUUAGAGCUAGGAAUUCUUGGGGUGAUAAGGAACAUGCUAACUAUGCUUUGGCUGGGAAGGGUGCAGAUUUUGAUAUUUGGGCUGAUCAGGUUUACGAGCGGGCGUAUGGAUUUCAUUUGCAAGAUGCACCCUGAAACAAAAUUGAUGUAUUAAUGUUUGACACUACUGUCUUUUGUAAUUGUAUGCCCUAUUUGAAUAUGACAUGUUCCGAUAAAGUCAAUAAAUAUUCACUUUUCCCUCAGAUCCAAGUGGAUUAAAUGUAACAGUG
Molecule: messenger RNA, 1274 nt
Organism: Lolium perenne
Lineage: Eukaryota; Viridiplantae; Streptophyta; Magnoliopsida; Poales; Poaceae
Source: RefSeq, a predicted model, not a curated record